GCCUGGGCUCAACGAUCAACAGUUGCUCGCAGCACAACGCACGCAAUCAUCCAGUGAUUCUCCAAGAACAAUCCUCAAAAUAACAACGACUCAGGAUGCGUCUGAUUCUUCUCGCACUCAUCGGCUUCCUCUGCCUGGCCUUCGUCCAUGGCCAAGAUUUCCUGGACGGCGACGAACGGGUGAAUCUCUUGGACGUGGCUGAUCAGGGAGCCGCCCAUGCCGUCAACGGUGAUCGCGAGGCCCGCGGCUAUGGUGGAGGUCACUACGGUGGAGGGCGCGGAGGUCACUACGGUGGAGGGCGCGGAGGUCACUACGGCCGUUAAAUCACGCAUCGACUCCAUACAUUGCAAUUUUGUAUAUACCCAUAAAUAAAACGAGGGGGAACGUUGUGAGUUGCUGCGGACACCGCAACUCUACAGUUAUACCCGAUACUAA
Molecule: messenger RNA, 435 nt
Organism: Drosophila miranda
Lineage: Eukaryota; Metazoa; Arthropoda; Insecta; Diptera; Drosophilidae
Product: glycine-rich RNA-binding protein 2-like
Exons: 1
Coding region: 96-323 (75 amino acids)
Source: RefSeq, a predicted model, not a curated record